Messenger RNA from Trachymyrmex cornetzi, 5624 nucleotides. RefSeq names its product DOT1 like histone lysine methyltransferase grappa (gene gpp). Gene Ontology annotation, cellular component: nucleus. The coding region runs from base 843 to 4829 and encodes 1328 amino acids. The record is from RefSeq and is a predicted model, not a curated record. Gene Ontology annotation, biological process: regulation of transcription regulatory region DNA binding; DNA damage checkpoint signaling; DNA repair. The transcript has 11 exons. NCBI's taxonomy places the organism in Eukaryota, Metazoa, Arthropoda, Insecta, Hymenoptera, Formicidae. Gene Ontology annotation, molecular function: histone H3K79 methyltransferase activity.
GUGCGAACUGCGGCGCUGACGGAACAAGAUGGAAGAGGCAUGACGCCAUGUUCGCCAUGUUUUGAUGUCGUCAUCCCCCCCACCCCCACCCCUGAACGUUGUUUCGUGCAGAGGAUAGCCCGUGUUUUUUUAGCGUGUGCUUUCCCGUAGAUUCACGCCGCAGCGCACGUUCCCGGCGAUAUCCGGCGAUAUCCGGUGGUUCCUAGUGGUUUCCAGUGGUUUCCAGUGGUUCCCGGUGGCACGGUAGCCUGUCGCGCGUUCACCAGCGCCGUAGCUUCCCAUAGUUCGUCAAUCGGUCAAUCUGCAUGCACGUCGCGCGGAGCUCAGCAGAGCUCGGCGGAGCUCGAUCUGGAUCUGCUGGAUAACCCUCGUGCAAAGUUCAUCCAAGUUCACCUUUGCUAGCGAGUCUUUUGGCGCUCGCGCCUGGACGUUUUCAUGUCCGUGGAAGUGGCUGCGGUGCAGGGGGGAUCUAUUGUUUACGACGCGGUGGUCAUGUCCUAGUGAUCCCGACGGGAGUGAUCGAUCGGAGCACAGCCGUUUGCCACUGACCCCGCCACGUUACGUUAGCACUGCCUCGUCGUCAUCGUAGUCUCCGCUCAUCCAUCCUGACCGACGGCGCGCGCGUUUCCUUCGCCGUUGCGCGUGCACGUCACAUCACGUCACCUCCGAGAAAGCGCAGACCCGUGCGGGACGGAUAGAGCGCCUUACGUGCGUGCGUGCGUGCGUACGUACGUACGUACCGUGCGUGCGUGCGUGCGUGCGUGCGCGCGUACGUCUCCUUUUCUCGGCUUCGUUUUCCCUUCGAGCACAAGAGGAACGAGGGAAAGGACUCGCUAGUAAAAAUGGAGUUGCGUUUGCACUCGCCAGCAGGAGCGGAACCGAUCGUGUAUCAGUGGCCUCUUACCUCCGGAUCAGGCUCUGAUCGUCACGAUGGAGCACUGGACGUUAUCGAAACUAUGCGAUGGGUUUGCGAAGAUUUGCCAGAUUUGAAAUUACCCUUAGAAAACAAUAUCCUCUGUGACUACGAUCCAAGAGAUUACGAAAGUAUGAAAAGCUUGUGCGAUAGAUUUAAUAGAGCCAUCGAUAGUUUAGUACAAUUGGAAAAAGGCACCAGCCUGCCAUCCCAGAGACUAAAUAAGAGACCUAGUAGAGGAUUACUUCGUCAUAUACUUCAACAAACUUAUAAUCAAGCUGUGGUUGAACCGGACAAGUUAAAUCAGUACGAGCCUUUUUCACCCGAGGUCUAUGGCGAGACGAGUUACGAGCUUGUAUGCCAGAUGAUUGAUCAAAUUGACGUAACAGAGGACGAUGUUUUUGUAGAUCUAGGUUCUGGAGUUGGUCAAGUGGUUCUUCAGAUGGCAGCUGCAACUUUGUGUAAAAUUUGUAUCGGCGUAGAGAGAGCCGAUGUACCAUCAAAAUAUGCACAGAGCAUGGAAAUAAAUUUUCGAAAAUGGUUAAAUUGGUAUGGGAAACGAUGCGGAGAAUAUCGUUUAAUAAAAGGAGACUUCUUAGCCGAUGAACACAGGGAAAGUAUAACCGGAGCUACUAUAGUGUUUGUUAAUAAUUUUGCAUUUGGCCCAACGGUUGAUCAUCAAUUAAAGGAACGCUUCGCUGAUUUACGGGAUGGCGCGCGUAUAGUGUCUUCAAAAUCGUUUUGUCCACUAAACUUCCGAAUAACGGACAGGAACUUGAGUGAUAUUGGCACGAUAAUGCAUGUCUCGGAGAUGUCACCGUUAAAAGGUUCCGUCUCUUGGACUGGUAAACCGGUGUCAUAUUAUUUGCACGUAAUCGAUCGAACGAAAUUAGAACGUUAUUUCCACCGCUUAAAGAACAAUAAACAAGGUGGCUUAGAUGAAAACUCUGAUUCUGUGAUAAGCAACACUGCCAGCAAUAGUAGUAAGAUUUCUAAUAGGAAUGAAAGAGGUGACAGAGCCAAGAGAGAUCUUUCAAGGCAAUUGGACAGUCCGAAUCAUUCAGAGCAGCAAGGGACAAAUAGUGACUCCGAUUUAGACGACAGCACUAUUAAAAGUCGUCGACAGCCAAAUAAAAUACGGAGGAAAUUCAAUCGAAAAACUACGAAUGGCAUUACGAGAGCUCCAGCUAGAGGUAGACAGAGAGGAAGAGGUGUUAAGAGAGCCAAGCCUAAAAAGGCAAUUAAUAUAUCUGGACUAGAUUUGUUACAUAGUCAAACUUUACUCAGUACGUCACCUCAAGCUCUUGGGAAAAAACCUCCGCCUGCUCCUGGUUGUGUAGACCAACAACUGUCUUCAUUGUCGCUUUCAUUGCAAUCGCAUUCCACUUCAGUGCAUGAAGAACUCAGUAUACCACCCGCUCCGUCCGCGACUCCUUACGCUCUACAAAUACUUCUGGACUUGUACAGGGACCAAUUUAUGCUUAUGUUAGAAUCGAUGAGAACGCCCACUUACAAGUUAUCCGUCAAUACGGAUAUUGCGAAAGAAAGAGAAAAGAACUCAAAACUUCAAUCGAGAGCGGCGCAAUUGGAGAAACAAAUUAAAGUGUUGAUAGAUGACAGCGUAGCUCUCUUGAAGGCAAGAAUGACUGAAUUAGGUAUCAAUGCAACGUCACCCGGGGAUCUGUUGGCAAAAGCCAAGGAAAUAGUUCUAAGACAUAAACAGCUACAGGCUAAAGCGAGCAAAUUGCAAGCGCAAGUGGCGUCUAUGGAAACAGAACAAAACAGGCUAGUGGCGCUUAGACAUCAAGAAUUGCAGGAAAAAUAUAAUGGUCAUCCAAAUGCAAUUGGCAUAACGAAUCCACAUCAACCGCUCACCGAGGAUUAUUUGUUGAAAGAAAUUUCCGCCACUCUUUCUCAGCGUAAACGAUUACAUUCUCAGGUUUCAAAGCUAGAGCACGAAUUAAACGUAUUGGAAAGGACAAGUAAUGAGAAGCAAGCCGCUGCUAUUGCUCAGCAGCAGAAGGACGCAAUUGGAAGUAAACAUUCGCAAAAUUUACAUCAUGGUAGUCAGCAGCAGAGUAUUAAAAAUGGAGUAGCGCGUAAAGGUAGGGAAGGUCGUUCGAGGUCGCAAGAAUGGCCCGACGUUCCGGACAUAGGAAAAAUACAGGAAAAUAAUCCAGAAAUAUUAGCACAAAAGAUUUUAGAAACGGGAAGGCAGAUAGAAGCGGGUCGUAUACCAAACAGACAGAGUGCUAAUAGCAAUUCCAGAACUAGACUGCCACAGGCUUCUCUCACCUUCUCCACAUCGUCUUCUAUUUCAUCCACACAACCGCAGACGGCCAAUACAGACAUAUCGAAUCGAAUUCAAGAGCCUCCUAGAGUCGCCAAUUUUGAGGAUAGACUAAAAAGUAUCAUCACAAGUGUAUUAAACGAAGAUCAACAAAACAGGAACAAGCAACAACAGAUGCAGUUGCAAGUGCAAUUGCAAAGUCAGUCCGAAUCUGAGAGAAAGCGCGUUUCGUUACCACAGAAUGUUUCUACUCCGGAUUAUACUCAAGUUUCACCUGCAAAGUUAGCAUUGCGCCGUCAUCUUUCGCAAGAACGCCUCUCGUCGACUCAUUUGACACCGUCUGAUAGAUCGACAAUUGAUCCUAGGCAACCGUCGAAUUAUGACAAUCGGCUUGUAGCAAGUGGGAGUGGAUUACUUGGUACAAGGACGAUUGGCGAUCUCGUUAGUGGAGAAAUAGAAAGAACUCUGGAAAUAUCCAAUCAAUCUAUAAUAAAUGCCACCGUUGAUAUGAGUGCAAUUAUGAGACCCGAAACCGUAUACUCUCCCAUUAGUAGACCAGCAAGUGCCGAAGGAGACGCUGGAUUGUCAACGUUGGCGCAUGUAGCUAGCUACGCGCCCACCUCUUCGGGGACUUCUACCUCCACACCCACGACUAGUUCGAGAUCGUCUGUGCUCUUCACUCCGGUAACGCAACCACAAAGAUAUACACCGGUUCAAUUGCCGCGAGCGGAUAUUAAGCCUUAUCACGAAUCUUACUUUUCGGAUAAUCCGUCUCAGUCGCUCACACAAUCGCAUUCGGCGGCGUCACCUCUACAUUCGUCUCAAAACACAUCGAAUGGCGAAUUGUUACCUGUAGAAGGGCUCGCAGCGUCGUUGCACGCUCGAAUAUUAAACCACAAUAGUAGCGGCAAAACCGAAUCUACUCUUUCCGGCAGUAGAAGAUAUCAGCCAUAUCCGCGAUAUGCAACAAGCAGUAGUAAUAAUGGAAACGCGACGACAAGUAGUACCGCAGCUUGCCAAUCACAACCGUUGAUGUCAGUAAAAACGGAAGCGGUUGUAUCGUCGGUAAGCACAAGCGGAGCACCUUUAAGUCCGCUUGUUGAACCACACUCUAAUACUUCGACGCCACUAGUCGAUGAACCCCAGAUGACAACGCAAAGACAACGAAGUGCUGUUGGAGAUGAUGAUGGAGAAGCUGACUGGCAAGAUCGUAUCAGCUCAGGAUUUGAUCGCUUGGUCGCGUUUGCUUCCACAGAAUUGGAUAAACGUAGACGAUCGACAGAAGGAGUAAAUACAAGUCCCGACAGUGGAUUAGGUUCAGAUAGUGUCGUAACAGGGCCACCACCUGUCGUACCUUCUCCUGAUGAAGCGUUAGGACCGCCGAGAACACCUUCUCCAACCAGCCCCCGUCCUGCAAAUUCAUCUAAUAAUCCUCCGAGUGCAACAUCUUCCUCAGUACCUUUGAAAUACCAACGACAACUAGAUCCUGAGCGGCAUCACUUUAAGAAGAAGUUUUUUCAUCGUGAUUGGAGUAAUUCUGCAAGUACCAGCAAGUUUCGUCCUAAAGGCAAAGAUUGGGAUUGGAACCAUUCCGGGCAAUGGCCUUCGAAUGACGAACAAUCCUAAUUUUACCUAUACUGUGUGAAAGAUAAUUUUUUAUAUUAAUGAUGAGAAAGUUUGCUUUUUCUUUCGAGCUUAGGUGAGGGAAACAAAAUAGCGUUGUUUUUACUUUUAAAGUUAUUAAAUUAUUGUUCUCGUUUUGUUAUGUAUAAUAACUCUCUUUUAUAAUAUAAUGAUGAUUCGUAUUUUUCGUGUACGUGAAUUGUACAUGCUUACGAUAUUCAAAAAAGACACAAGUAUCUUGUAUAAUUAAAUCAAGGAAAAUUAAGACUUGUUUUUUUCACUGCAACGACAUUAGAAAACGGUGUAUAAAAAAAGAGAAACGAAAAGUUGUGUGAAUUUUUUUAUUUCAUUCAUACAUCAAGUAAAUUAGUUAUUCUAACAAGUAAUUGCAAAUUUUAUCAACUAUCAUGAUAUUUGUCCUCGUUAAAACAGCACGAAAAAAUUAAUUUAUGCUCAUAUAUAAUAUAGAAAAACGAAUUCGUAUUUCUCGUUUCUAGUAGUAGAAUUUUUAAUAUCGCAGUGAGGAAGCAGAAGCCUUAAUGGAAAAGGAACGAAAAAAAAAUAUAUAUGUCUGCAUGUGAACAUAUUUGAGUGAGAUCAAUGAAGCUGAUGAAUGCUUGUGAUUCAUUUAACUUCAAAUACAUUUGUAUUAUACAAUGAAUAUAAUUAAGAAUAAAUGAACAUUACUAAUGGAUUCAUGAAUUUCAAGUUUAUGCUGAUUAAGAUCGCAAGGCUACUAGCAAUUACACGUGUUAUAUAUUGAGAAAAAUUUACAGAUAUUGAAAGAGAGUUAUCUGA